Messenger RNA from Jaculus jaculus (lesser Egyptian jerboa), 921 nucleotides. RefSeq names its product vomeronasal type-1 receptor 4-like. The record is from RefSeq and is a predicted model, not a curated record. The coding region runs from base 1 to 921 and encodes 306 amino acids. Gene Ontology annotation, molecular function: pheromone receptor activity. Gene Ontology annotation, biological process: G protein-coupled receptor signaling pathway. Lineage: Eukaryota; Metazoa; Chordata; Mammalia; Rodentia; Dipodidae. The transcript has a single exon. Gene Ontology annotation, cellular component: membrane.
AUGGGGAUCAUGUUCCUGUCACAGACGGCACUGGGAGUCCUGGGGAACUGUGCCUGCCUGGGCUACUUCAUUCUCACUGACAUCACUGGGAGAAGGGCGAAGCCCACAGAUCUCAUUGUCAAACAUCUGACCUGGGCCAACUUCAUAGUUCUUCUCUUUAAAGGAAUCCCUCAGACAAUGGCUUCUUUUGGUCUGAUUUAUUUUCUAGAUGAGGUUUCAUGUAAACUUGUGUUUUAUUUUUAUAGAGUAGCCAGAGGAGUAUCUCUUGGUUCCACAUCAGUCUUGAGUAUUUUCCAGGCCUUGAUGAUCAGUCCCAGUAAUUCCAAGUGUGGAAAGUUCAAGGUCAGAGCCCCCAAGUUCAUUGGUCCUUCCUUGGGCCUGUGCUGGGCCCUGCAACUGCUGCUAAAUGCCUUCAGUCUCAAGACUGUGGCAGACACGAGGAGGGUAAGAAAUCUGACUGUGCUGAGAGAUUUUGUACACUGUGCUGUGAUAGACCCAGAUAACUUAAAGCACCCACCGUAUCUAUUCCUGUUAUCCUUCAUUGACUUCACAUGUGUGGGACUCAUGUUGUGGGCCAGUGCCUCGAUGGUGCUUAUGUUAUGGAAGCACAAACAGAGGGUACAGCACCUCCACAAAUCACUGUCUACUCGGUCACUGCCUGAGAUCAGAGCCACCAAAAGCAUCCUCGCCCUAGUUACCAUCUUCCUGCUCUUAUACACGACCUCUUCCAUGUUAACUGUAUGUUUUCACUUAUUUGAUGUCACCACUUUCUGGAUGCUUAAUGCCAAAGUAGCAAUGUCUGCAUGCUACCCAGCCUUCUACCCCUUUCUGCUCCUCAGCCACUACAGCACUGCUUCUCAGCUCUGCUGUUCUUGUUCAUAUGACAGUGGACCAGGGCCUCAUAUAGUCAGAGAGCUCUAA